GAGUGUGUGUGUGUGUGUGUGUGUGUGUGUGUGUGUGUGUGUUGGGCAAGAGGCAGUGAGUAAACUGAGAAGGUUUAUUAAUUGUUCACUCUUGAGCUGUCUUCGUGCGUUUGUGUGAGUGAGUGAGUUUGUGUGGUAGUGUGUAUGUGUGUGUGAGUGUAUGUGUGAGUGUGUGUGUGUGUGUGUGUGUGUGAUCACAUAACCCUUGUGUUUGCUCAGUGAUCUCUUGCGGAACCUGUCUGAUCGCUGUGGGCUGGCACUAACUUGCGCAGGUAUGAGGAGAACUCCAGCUCAGUCCUGAGAGAGAGAGAGAGAGAGAGAGAGAGAGAGAGAGAGAGAGAGAGAGAAACUCCAGUUCAGUCCUGAGAGAGAGGGAGAGAGAGAGAGAGAGAGAGAGAGAGAGAGAGAGAAACUCCAGUUCAGUCCUGAGAGAGAGAGAGAGAGAGAGAAACUCCAGUUCAGUCCUGAGAGGGAGAGAGAGAGAGAGAGAGAAACUCCAGUUCAGUCCUGAGAGAGAGAGAGAAACUCCAGCUCAGUCCUGAGAGAGAGAGAGAGAGAGAGAGAAGCUCCAGCACGUCUGUGACCUACGCUCGGUGGGAUCUCUCACCUGUGAACAGGUCAACAGAAGGAGGAGGAGGAGGAGGAGGAGCAGGAGGAGCAGGAGGAGAGGAGGCUGCUGUGGACAGUGAGAGACAGAGCUGCAGGAUGUGAGACGACCUGGAGGAGAUUCUUCCACCGCAGGUUGACCAAUGUCUGUGUGAUUCUAAUGAGGCUCUUCAGGCUCUGGGAUGUACAUGAUGUUGCUGUGUUCCUCAGCAUCGCAUCAUAUAUCUGUGACCUAGCCGGAGCCAUCUCCAUCCACUCCCCUCAGAGGAGCCUCACCAGGGCAGUGCAGGAGGAUGUGUUCUUCUCAGUGGACGUUUCCUCCAACGGGGUCCCCACCAUACAAUGGAACUUUAUGUCCGGAGCGGUGAGCCGCACCAUAGGGACUUGGCAGCCCGGUGUGUUCACCAACAUCACGGUGGAUUACAGCAGCAGAGUGCAGUCCUACGACAAUGGCUCCAUGGGCCUGUCGGACCUGCGGCUGCAGGACGGAGGAUACUACGUGGUCACUGUUACAGAAACGGAGGGAAGCAGCAAGGACACCGGGUUCGUCCUGAAAGUGAACGAGGUGCUGUACGAGGAUCUUCAGUAUCUGUCCGUCUCUGCUCUGGCUCUGGCCUGCGUGGCCACUCUGCUCAUGCUCCUCAUGUGGCUGCUGGACAAGGCGUACAGGAGGAUCGUGGCGUGGAGACGCAGGAGACAGAUGCCAGAAACCAAUGAGACGGAGCUGCAGCCGCUCUGAGGGACCAGCCUCCACCCAAACAUGAGAACUCACCAGAGCUGCAACUCCCAACUGUGGAUUUUAAAUGUAACUGCUCAAUGUAAAUAUUUCCCUCAGGGAAUUAGAAAAAAAUACAAACUGUAUUUAUUGUCUGAGGAAAUGAAAAGUGUGAUUUUUCUUCCUUCGACUCGUACGACAGGUCGUCUGCUGACAGGAAACUUCUCAGGUCUUCAGUGGCUGUUUGUAAAAAGUAAAGUGAAAUAUUUCUGUGGUGAUCACUGUUGAUAUCAUGGCCUCAAACAAAUAAAUGUAAAUAAACUAACAAGAGUAAAGAUACUUCAUGUGUGGCCUUCUCAAUCCUGAUGUCCCAGCCUGUGUUAAUAGAAUCAAAUGAAUCCAAACAUGAACAAACAUCAGUGUUAUAAAAACUAAAAGAAAUCAUCUUGAGAAACAUU
Messenger RNA from Pleuronectes platessa (European plaice), 1779 nucleotides. RefSeq names its product V-set and transmembrane domain-containing protein 5. Lineage: Eukaryota; Metazoa; Chordata; Actinopteri; Pleuronectiformes; Pleuronectidae. Gene Ontology annotation, cellular component: dendrite; plasma membrane; axon. The record is from RefSeq and is a predicted model, not a curated record. Bases 767 to 1345 code for a protein of 192 amino acids. The transcript is spliced from 4 exons. Gene Ontology annotation, biological process: positive regulation of excitatory synapse assembly; filopodium assembly.